Molecule: messenger RNA, 2100 nt
Organism: Arabis nemorensis
Lineage: Eukaryota; Viridiplantae; Streptophyta; Magnoliopsida; Brassicales; Brassicaceae
Source: the annotation of a GenBank genome assembly
AUGAUCCAUACGAAAACCGGACCGGUUCGCCGGAUCCUGACUUUUCCGGCCGUGCAACCAUUCGAGUCAAUCUCCGUAGUCACACUACUCGACUCGCUGAUUCAACUCGCCGGCGACAUUCUCGUAUUCAAGCCAAAACACUCCUCCACCAACAAACGAAGCUUCCAAGAAACUCUCAGGCAUAUACAAAACCUAGCUCUCGUCUUCAAGGAGAUCCAGAUCCGGGUCGAGAAUCCGAGAAGCUACUUCCCUGACUCUACCGCCGUCUCGAGCCUCUCGGAGAUCCACGUCAUCUUCCAGAAGCUCAAGUUUCUUCUAGAAGACUGCACUAGAGAUGGAGCUAGGUUACAUAUUCUGAUGAGCUCGGAUCAAGUCUCGGAUCAUCUCCGGGUCCUAACAAGAUCCAUUUCCACCAUCCUUAGCACUUUUCCACGCUCCUCCGUUGACUUACCUAACGAAGUCAACGAGCUGAUCGACCUAGUGGUGCGGCAAACCCGUAAGUACAACGUCCAAUCCGAGCCGGAUGAUAAACGAGUCAUCACCUCCGUUUAUCGGAUCCUUGCUCUGUUUGAAAACAGAGUGAUCCCUGAUCGGGAUGAAAUAAACGGGAUCCUGGAUCACGUAGGGAUUAAAAAAUGGGGAGAUUGCAUCAAAGAGAUCAACUUUCUCGGAGAAGAGAUAGCGACGGAGAGGUUAGAGAAGAAGAAGAACAACAACAAUAACGCUCGAGUCGAGCUUCUCAGUAGCUUAAUUGGUUUUAUAUGCUACUGCAGAUGCGUGAUACUGCGACGGUUCGAGAGAAAUGAUCGUCAUCAUCGUUAUCAUGACGAUGGUAAUGAGAAAGAUCAAGACUUGAUUCGAGGAUUAAAAGUUGAGGAUCUCUUUUGUCCAAUUUCUCUAGAGAUUAUGAUAGAUCCUGUAGUUAUAGAAACAGGGCACACAUAUGACCGGAGCUCCAUCACGAAAUGGUUCGGAUCCGGGAACAUCACGUGCCCGAAAACCGGAAAGAUUCUGGCGAGUACUGAGUUAGUCGAUAACGUUUCCGUGAGAAAAGUGAUUCAGAAACACUGCAGAACAAACGGUGUCGUUUUAGCAAGGAUUGGACGGAGAAAGAAGACUCACGACGACAUGGUGCCAGAGAGUUUGGCUGCAAAAGGAGCAGGCAAACUCAUCGCUAUGUUUCUCACUUCAGAGUUAAUCAAUGGUGGUGAAGAGACGAUAUACAGAGCCUUGAGAGAGAUUCGUGUUCUGACUAAGACAAGUAGAUUUAACAGGUCUUGUCUGGUCGAAGCUGGUGCUGUGUGUCCGCUUUUGAGUCUCCUGAGCUCCGGAGAUUCCAGGAUUCAAGAGAACGCAAUGGCUGGACUUUUGAAUCUCUCAAAAGACGUCGUCGGAAAAUCUAAAAUCGCUGGAGAAGAAGGGUUACGGAUCAUCGUAGAGAUUCUCAACGAAGGAGCUAAAACAGAGACGAGACUAUACUCUGCUUCUGCUCUGUUUUGUCUCUCUUCCGUUGAAGAUUACAGUAGAUCGAUCGGAGAAAACCAAAACGCGAUUCCUGGAUUGAUGAAGAUCGUUAAAGGAGAUGAAUUCAGCGAUUCAGCGAAACGCACCGCUUUGCUCGCGGUUAUGGGUUUGUUAAUGCAAUCCGAUAAUCAUUGGCGUGUCCUCGCCGCCGGAGCUGUUCCGAUUCUUCUCGAUCUAUUGCGAUCGGAAGAAAGCGGCGACGAACUCACGGCGGAUUGUUUAGCGACGCUUGCGAAAUUAGCCGAGUAUCCCGACGGGACGAUCGGGGUGAUCCGUCGUGGCGGGUUGAAACUGGCGGUGAAGAUUUUAUCUUCGUCGGAAGUUUCGUCGGCGGUGAAGCAGCACUGUGUUGCUCUGGUUUUAAGCCUUUGUCUUAACGGAGGAAGUGACGUCGUUGGGGUUCUGGUGAAGAACUCGUUGGUAAUGGGAUCGCUUUACACGGUGUUAAGUAACGGAGAAUAUGGAGGAAGUAAAAAGGCUAGUGCGCUUAUCAGAAUGAUACACGAGUUUCAAGAGAGGAAAACCGGUUUAGUUGAACCGGAUCUUCAAAGAGGACGGUUCGUUCACGCUUGGUGA